Asterias rubens (European starfish) is the source of this 5075-nucleotide messenger RNA. RefSeq names its product cullin-2-like. Gene Ontology annotation, molecular function: ubiquitin protein ligase binding. Gene Ontology annotation, biological process: protein ubiquitination; SCF-dependent proteasomal ubiquitin-dependent protein catabolic process. Gene Ontology annotation, cellular component: SCF ubiquitin ligase complex; Cul2-RING ubiquitin ligase complex. The coding region runs from base 242 to 2470 and encodes 742 amino acids. The record is from RefSeq and is a predicted model, not a curated record. The transcript is spliced from 22 exons. NCBI's taxonomy places the organism in Eukaryota, Metazoa, Echinodermata, Asteroidea, Forcipulatida, Asteriidae.
UCUUCCUGUCUCUCUUGCUUGCUGUGUGUGUACGGACGUGUACGUACUGUGUGGUGGUCAUCUCAUCAAAUGAGCUAGCUAAACCCACGGCAUACUGCAUCUUCUUUUGGAGGAUCACACGACACAAACAGAACCCAACUUUAGUUUGAGAGCAGGGCAGAGCAGAAUCUCCAAGUGAAGUAAAGACAACGAAAAUUUGUUCAGCAGUGUAACUUGAACGUUAAGGGAACACGUUAUAGUGAUGUCUUUGAAGCCCAGGGUUGUCAACUUUGAUGAAACUUGGGACAGGUUACUCAAGACUGUAAAAGGAGUCAUACAGCUGGGAAAUGUCAAGAGGAAAACAUGGAAUGAUCGUUUCUCUGAUGUGUAUGCUUUGUGCGUAGCCUUUCCUGAGCCACAUAGUAACCGCCUGUAUGAAGAAACUAAGAUUUUUCUGGAAGAACACAUAGAAGCAUUACACAAGGAUGUUAGUCAAGCUGGAGAAAGUCUUUUGUCCAUUUAUCACCGCCAUUGGGAAGAAUAUAGUAAAGGAGCCAGCUAUUUGGACCAAUUGUAUUCUUACCUAAAUCAGCAGUUUAUAAAGAGACAGAAAAUGAGUGAAGCUGAUCGAACAUUUGGUUUCAUGUUGGAUACUGGGGAGGAGCAACUCAUGGAUAUUGGUGAGUUGGCCCUGGAUAUAUGGAAGCGACUGAUGAUCAAACCACUAAGGAAGAAUCUUGAAGACCUCCUUCUUAGAGAGAUAGACAAAGAUCGUUGUGGUGAAGACACUAAUCAGACUGUACUUCACAGUGUUAUAAAUUCACUUGUUGAUGUAGAGCAGUACAGACAAAAAGACCAGGUUCAGUUCUACCAAAAUCUCUUGGAGGAAAAGCUUAUACAUGAUACUGGAGAGUACUACAGAAAAGAGUCGGCAAAUCUUCUACAAAACCAUAACUGUGCACAAUACAUGGAGAAGGUCCUUCAAAGAUUGGAAGAGGAAAAUUUUAGAAGUCGGAAGUUCUUACAUCAUAGUUCGUACAAUAAAGUGAUGCAUGAGUGUCGGACACGGAUGGUAGCUGAUCACAUGUCUUUCCUUCAUGGUGAAUGUAGGAAUAUGGUUCGCACAGAGAUGCUGUCAGAUCUUGCAAGGAUGUAUAAGCUGCUAAAACCAGUACCCAAUGGUCUUCAUAUCAUGGUUACAGAAUUACAAGAACACAUCAAGCAAACGGGUUUACAGUCAGUUUCAAGUCUACAGGGUGACAAUGUCCAUGCUCACUUUGUUGAUGUUAUCUUAGCAUUGCAUACUAAGUACAGCAGUAUGGUGAAUCAAACACUGGGAAAGGAUAAGGUCUUCACUAUGGCAUUAGAUAAGGCGUGUGCUGCAAUAGUCAAUGAUAGACCCAACCCAAGACUUCCAUGUAGAUCACCGGAACUGUUAGCAAAACACUGUGAUACGUUACUCAAGAAAAGUGCCAAAGGAGUCAGUGAGUCUGAGAUAGAUGAUAAGUUACAGCAGUCCAUCUUAGUCUUUAGAUAUAUAGAUGACAAGGAUGUCUUCCAACGGUUCUAUGCUCGUAUGCUAGCAAAAAGAUUAAUCCAUGGUUUGUCAACAUCGAUGGAUACAGAAGAAUCAAUGAUCAACAAGCUCAAGCAAGCCUUUGGUUAUGAGUUCACCAACAAGCUUCAUAGAAUGUUUACAGAUAUUGGAAUCAGUGAAGGACUCAAUACAAACUUCCACACCUACUGUCAGUCCAAGCAAGUGGACCUUGCUGUCAACUUCUCUAUUUACGUUUUAACAACUGGCUCAUGGCCACUUGGCCAAUCCACACUCACACCAUUUGCAAUCCCACAAGAAUUGGAGCAGAGUGUUAGCAAGUUUGAGGAGUUCUACAGUGAAAAGUUUCCAGGUAGAAAGCUAACGUGGCUGCAUCAUUUAUGCACAGGUGAACUCAAACUGAACUAUCUGAAAAAGUCCUACAUUGUUACUGCAACAACAUUUCAGAUGGCUGUGUUACUGCAGUUCAACAGCCAGUCCUGUCUACGCUACAAUGAGCUACUAGAAAGCACUCAAUUAAGUGAAAAGGAACUACAGAGAACAAUACAGUCACUGGUAGACGUCAAGCUGGUGGACCAUGAACCAGAGGGUGAUCUGACUGCAACCACACACUACACAAUCAAUAAUGGAUACAGCAAUAAGAGAACUAAAUUCAAAAUUACUGCUGCAGUACAAAAAGACACACCUCAGGAGGUUGAGCAGACCCAUUUUGCUGUUGAUGAAGAUCGUAAGUUAUACAUCCAGGCUGCCAUUGUACGAAUCAUGAAGGCACGGAAACAGCUGAAGCAUAUGAUACUCAUACAAGAGGUGAUAAGCCAAGCCAAAGCCCGGUUUUCACCCAGUGUGAGUAUGAUCAAGAAGUGUGUGGAGAUUCUUAUUGACAAGCAGUACUUAGAACGAACAUCAGCUGCUGAUGAGUAUGCAUAUAUUGCAUAACAGUAUACCACCUAUGAUAGCUUCAUCAUAGACAUUGAUUAAGUCACUGAUUCGUGAGCAAAAAGUGUUGCAUUGUCCAACUGGAGAGGGGACUUGGUAUGGUGCUAAAGGCAAUUCUAACACAUUUGAAUUGGUGUGAAUGUUAUUCAAUUGGAACAAAAUGCCCUUUAAGAAUUAGAACAGUGCGAGAACCUGGUCUUCACCGCGUGUAAAUGACUGGGUUGGCAAGGUCUGUUAACAGGGCUAGCCACCAAACGAGGUCAUUACCACGCAGUGAAGACCGGGUCCUCGCACUGUUAUUCCCAUUAAUAAAUACCUUUUUUUUAUUUAAAGAAAACAGCUAAAACUGUCCAAAUGUAUUGACUUUUCUCUCAGCGAUACUUCCAGACAUGUUCAGGGGCCAUAUUUUAGCUUUCGAUGGUUCCCAUCUCUUUCAUGUGAUAAUCACAUUACUGAUAGUUUGAGACUUAAAAGAAUCAUCGCCCUCAUUGGGGUCAAAUUAGGCAAAUGUUUGGACGAUAGUUGUUCUUUGUGCGUAAAACGCGCGCAUGAGCUCAGCGUCCAUGUAGUAUGUUGCUGUCACAAGACCAUAUAUGGACAAAUGAGUUUAUACGCGCGCACCUGUUACAUCAAAAUUGAUACAUUUUCAGCGCGUACGUGCAUGUAAUGAAGUUGCAAUGAAACUUACAAGAUGAUUAAGCGUGCGAUAUACAUUGCAAAGCGCAAACUAGUUGCACACAAUGUAUGCUGGUUUAGGGACCAUUUAUUCGCUAUUUUCCAAAGCCGGUCCUUUAUCAUCCGUUAAUACGUCCCCAUAUGAUUGGGUUUUGACCAAUGAGAGCCUGGAAACUGUCCGAAGUAUUUAUUAAUGGUCAUUCAUCUGCAACAGCUAUCAGGCUCUCUUCUACAUUUGACUGAACUUCCAUGAUUAAAAAUCCUCACUCUGAGUUUGUUGUGUAUCAAACACCAACUUCAAUUUCCAUAAAACGGAGUAGAAAAAAAUUGUGAUAUUUAUAAUAAUGUGUUUUGACAUAAUACUUCUCAUUUUACAACAGUAAUUUUUACAUGGACAAUAUGUACAGUGCAAGGUUUUUCUCUGCAAAGCAGAAUUGGAAUUUGUUCAGUAACUAGUUUGUAUUCAACUACUUUGGAUCCAAUGCCCGUUUCUAUGGCAGCAUUUCUUUGCAUUUUGCAAUGUGUGCAUUAGGGACCAUGGAUAAACGCAGUCGCUUGCGUGCAGACAUGUGACAGCACGUGGUCUUUCCAAAACUGUCAUGUGCUAUCCAUCUAUUGUUGGUGCCUUCUGUUGUUCAGAUGACAUGGACAAGGCAGGGCUUAAGUAGCCCUCAGAGGAGUGAAGGAUUAGUGUUUGUGCUCUGUAGCUCAGGUAUACCGUACUACACAGUAGUAUUUGGCCAGCACCAUUUUCCCUUGUUAUACAGUGAUUCUUCCCAAGACUGGGCGAUUGCGAGAAAUCGUGUGACACUGGGUAGGUUUUCUUUUGUUUGAGUUGUCACACGAAGGAAUGCGUCAUGUCGCGUGUGUGCCGGUGACAUCAUUUUUUUAUCCAUGCUCCCUUACAUGUACAUGUAGUUAAUGUCAAAGGCUUUGUGGAAAAACAUGUUUUCACUGCAGAAUAUCAUACUUAGUGUAUUUUUGAGAUACAUACCCCUAAAAAUAAUAUCUGUGCUACCUUCUGGAUAGCAGUGAAGAAUACAGUUAUAGAUGCAUCACCUACUGCCACCCACAUGAAACUUGAUAAUGUAAUAUUUCCAAUUAAAGAAUCGUACUUAUCCUAUACCACCCGGCAAGAUGCUCCUACGUUGUAAAUGUUGAUGUUUACAUUCAGUCAAAAUAAUCUACUUCAUUUAUCAUGUUUAUGCAAUUAAAUCAACAUCGAGAGAACAAAUUGGUAUGGAUAUAAAUAAGUUUGUAUACAAAAAAACUUUUGGUAAAUCUUGGUUGUAAUUUCAGAUUUGUCUUGACCUCAGGAAAUAUCUUAUCAUUGAACUGACUUCCAAAUUGGCCAAAGUUGUUUAAUUGAUUCUAAGCCGUUUGGCUCAUAAUUGAAACCCUUUAUAAUUAGUAACAUAACACCCUUUGGUUCACCAGAUAUAUUGGUAUGCGGUAAUACCAUGUACACCAAAUGUAAUCAACUUUUUAUUGAUUCCUCACCAUGCAAUAGUGGUUCUGCAAGACGGACAAGUUGGUCCAUUCGACAGUUCCCACAGAUGUACUGACCAGUCGAAACUGUAACCAAAAUUACAACAAAAGGAUAUUAUGAUAAAAACAAUUUAAAAUAAAUAAACCGUCUGCCUACAUUUUGUUGAUGUAUGUUAUUGCACAUGGUACAAUUCAUCAUAAGAUGACAGUAUCACCAUAGUGACUUGUACUGUGACAUCAAACUUUGCUUAGCAUUUAAGAUUGACCUGCAGUUUAAGAUAAUAAUAAUAAUAAUAAUAACCCGUUUUUAUAUUGCGCUUUUCACACCCGGAGGGCAUCCCAAAGGGCUUCACAUUGUUACCCCUAGUCACUGGGCCUUAAAUCAUUCCUUAAACCAUCUCAGCUCUCUGGUGGGGAGUAUGCAUUCUGUGCAACAUUAAUA